Daldinia caldariorum is the source of this 618-nucleotide messenger RNA. Its product is annotated as DUF814-domain-containing protein. NCBI's taxonomy places the organism in Eukaryota, Fungi, Ascomycota, Sordariomycetes, Xylariales, Hypoxylaceae. The record is from RefSeq and is a predicted model, not a curated record. Bases 1 to 618 code for a protein of 205 amino acids. The transcript has 4 exons.
AUGGUUUACUACUUUACAUCCACGGUUGUCGACCCUCCGGCCUUCGUCUACGUCGGCAAGGACAAAUUCGAGAAUGAGGAGUUGAUCAAGUACGGUUGGGAAGAAGACGUCUGCGCGCACAUCUACCUAAGACUCAAUGAGGGCGACUCGUGGGAGAAUAUACCGCAAGACCUGGUCACGGAUCUCGCGCAGCUCACUAAGGCCAACUCCAUCGAGGGCAACAAGAAGGACAACAUCACCGUUAUCUAUACGCCCUGGUCCAACCUUAAGAAGGAUGGCAGCAUGGCCGUCGGCCAGGUGAGCUUUAAAGACCCCCGCAAGGUCAAGAAGGUCCUCGUCGCCCAGCGGGAGAACGCCAUCAUCAACCGCCUGAACAAGACCAAGGUGGAGAAGCAGCCCGAUCUGCAGCAGGAGAGAGAAGACCAUCGCAGAGAGCUGAGGAAGCGAGAUCAAGCGGCACAGCAACAACGGAGGAAGGAAGAGGCUAGAAUAUUGAAGGAGAGGCAGGAGAAGAAGUGGCAGAAGGACCACGCUUACGACGAACUGUUCACGGAGGAGAAUAUGGAGGCUUCGAGCAACCAGAAUAGGGACGAGAACUGGGAGGAAGACUUUAUGUAA